Messenger RNA from Durio zibethinus, 841 nucleotides. RefSeq lists its product as uncharacterized. NCBI's taxonomy places the organism in Eukaryota, Viridiplantae, Streptophyta, Magnoliopsida, Malvales, Malvaceae. The record is from RefSeq and is a predicted model, not a curated record.
AAUGAACUUUCCAUUUUAUUUACACAUAAAUUCAAUCCACAAUUUAAUUAUAAACUUUCAAUUCAAUAUAUCUCUCUUUCUUCUGCCCCACUGAAAUUUAAGGCUUUGUUAUAGAAAUUUCUCAUUAAUAUCUUUUUCAUUUCAAUGGAGCAAUCUUUUAACAGUCCAAUUCAAUCUGAAAAUGCUGGAUUGGAGAAAAAACCACCACUCCAGGAUCAGAAAAUUGAUCAGAAGGCUCAAGAAUCAGGCAAAGAUUUACGAAAAACAUGCACCCCAGAUAGGCUUAAAGUCCCCAAGGCCUCCAAGUACACUGAAAGGUAUAGAAGUCCAACUGAUUCUAUGAUGUCACCUGUUACAAAAGGUCUUCUUGCAAGAAACAGGAAAGGUGGUGGUUCAUUCCUGCCACCUGGUCUAAAUCAAACCAAGAUUCAUGAAUUGCGGGAUCAAGAUGUUGGUCUUUCUCAGAAUUGCAGAAAUGAUGGAUGGUGCAUGGAAGCAAAAAUCAGAUAGAUUCUUGAACCUGAUGAAUUUGUCCGAAAUGUUGUUAAUGUCAAUAUAAAUUAUAAGCAAAAAGAAUGCUAUGGAAUGUAUUUCUUAAACCUGUUUCUAUUUUUUCGAAUGUGAAUUUUGUUCCAACAAUAAAAUAUUUUGCUUACAGAUCAAUUAUCAUGUUCAAAUGCUUCAUGGGAGACUACCUCUUAUUUUACCGAGGAUGGAAUAAGAAACUGCCAAAAAUUAAAGGGUUAAUGUGUAAUUAACCCCUGAACUAUAUCACUUUUCAUGAUUUGAUACUUAUAAAAACAAUUUACAAUUAAAUAUCCGAACUUUUUUGUUAAGCAUU